Messenger RNA from Solanum dulcamara, 2186 nucleotides. Its product is annotated as GDP-L-galactose phosphorylase 1-like. NCBI's taxonomy places the organism in Eukaryota, Viridiplantae, Streptophyta, Magnoliopsida, Solanales, Solanaceae. Gene Ontology annotation, cellular component: cytoplasm. Gene Ontology annotation, molecular function: GDP-D-glucose phosphorylase activity. The record is from RefSeq and is a predicted model, not a curated record. The transcript is spliced from 7 exons. The coding region runs from base 602 to 1915 and encodes 437 amino acids. Gene Ontology annotation, biological process: glucose metabolic process.
GUAGUGAGCAGCGCCAUUAUCCAUUGGCAAACCCAGAGCCACAAUUUUCCAAUCUCUCAUUAUCCCUUUUCCCAUUUUAUAUAAAUACCCAUAUCUACCUUCUCCUUUUCCCUUAUCAUCAACAACCACCACCACCAAAUUUCUCUUCUUUUUUCUCCCAUAGUAGCAAUCUAUCAAGAAAACCAGAGGCCCCAUUACAACAAUCAUAGAAUUUUAGUUUUGGGGGGACUGAAAUUUUGAAGUAAUUGUAGUUUUGAGGGUAAAAUCCCAGGUUAACAAGUUGUAGACAUCACGGCUAUACACAAAGUAAACCGCCGACCACUUUUACAUGUUCCGACAGUACGACGGAAGGGUUGUGUAACAGCCACUAACCCUGCGCCGCACGGAGGACGUGGCGCUUUGCCCUCUGAAGGUGGUAGUCCUUCCGACCUCCUCUUCCUUGCCGGCGGCGGUUCUUUCUUCUCCAUCUCCUACUAGAUAUAGUUAUACUUACCGUACAUCUCUAGAUUAUUCCGUACAGUUUCCCCCCCAAUUAUAUUCUAAGCAAUUAAGGUUAUAAUAUCUAGUAUUCUCUUGAUUAAUCGAAGUAAAAGAACUAAAAAUGAUGCUCAAGAUUAAGAGGGUUCCUACACUUGUCUCUAACUUCCAAAAGGAUGAUGUUGAUGAAAUUGGUGCUCGUGGUGCUGGCUGUGGCCGGAAUUGCCUCAGAAACUGCUGCCUUCCAGGUUCAAAGCUGCCGCUGUAUGGUUUCAAAAAUUUGAGCCACGGCAAAUCUGUUGCCGAUGAAACAAAGGAACCUCCGGUUGACUUCCUGGAAUCCCUUCUUCUUGGGGAAUGGGAAGAUCGUCAGCAGAAAGGCCUCUUUCGCUAUGAUGUCACUGCUUGCGAAACCAAGGUGAUUCCUGGAGAAUAUGGUUUCGUUGCUCAAUUGAAUGAGGGAAGGCACCUCAAGAAGAGGCCAACUGAAUUUCGAGUUGAUAAGGUGCUGCAGCCUUUUGAUGGAAGCAAGUUCAACUUCACUAAGGUUGGACAGGAAGAGUUGCUCUUUCAGUUUGAAGCAAGUGAGGAAGAUGAAGUCCAGCUCUACCCAGAUGCGCCCAUUGAUCCUGAGAAAUCUCCAAGUGUCGUUGCCAUCAAUGUCAGUCCCAUUGAGUACGGACACGUGCUUUUGAUCCCUAAGGUCCUUGAAUGCCUUCCCCAGAGGAUCGACAGGGAAAGCUUCUUGCUUGCUCUGCACAUGGCUGCCGAAGCAGCAAACCCAUACUUCCGAUUGGGUUACAACAGCUUGGGUGCAUUUGCUACCAUCAACCAUCUUCACUUCCAGGCUUAUUUCUUGGCUGUGCAAUUCCCCAUUGAGAAGGCCCCAACUCAGAAGAUAACCGUCACUGAUGCUGGAGUGAAGAUAUCGGAGAUGCUGAAUUACCCAGUUCGAGGUCUCGUCUUUGAGGGUGGAAAUACUUUGGAGGAUUUGGGCAAUGUUGUCUCAGAUUCUUGCAUUUGCCUGCAAGAGAACAACAUCCCUUACAAUGUCCUAAUCUCCGAUUCAGGAAAAAGGAUAUUCCUUCUCCCACAGUGCUAUGCAGAGAAACAAGCUCUUGGAGAGGUCAGCCCUGAACUCCUCGACACCCAAGUCAAUCCUGCUGUUUGGGAGAUCAGUGGACACAUGGUCUUAAAGAGGAAGGAGGAUUACGAGGGUGCAACUGAGGCAAAUGCUUGGAGGCUUCUUGCUGAGGUCUCACUUGCUGAAGUGAGGUUCCAAGAAGUGACUGCUCUCAUCUUUGAAGACAUUGGUCUGAGUGUUGAAGAGAAUAAGGAUGUCAUUGUUGGUUCUCCUGAUGAUCUAGAUGUCACACCUCCUCAGCCCAUGGAGGAGAUUGAUGGCCUCAAUACCCAUGCUACCAUGGUUCCCGCCUAGGGCUUUCACGGCCGAGCUCUGAUGUUCGUCGGGUCUUAUAAUUUCAUGAAUUUCUAUCUAUAUCUGCCCUUGUGAAAUAUCACUAAAUAAGGCAAAACCAUGUUCAAUGUAUUGAUGAAUUUGGUCUGUUCCUCUUGUGGUGUUUUAUUGCUUUAUGGUAUAGCCAUUUCCUAUGUUUAUGUAUUGUGGGGGUUGGUGUGUGAAAUGACCUUGGGUACUAUGUAUGCUGUUUGUAAUUAAGACGAUACUAAUGGAAGUUGGAUUUCCUCUA